Vanrija pseudolonga is the source of this 323-nucleotide messenger RNA. RefSeq lists its product as uncharacterized. Lineage: Eukaryota; Fungi; Basidiomycota; Tremellomycetes; Trichosporonales; Trichosporonaceae. The record is from RefSeq and is a predicted model, not a curated record. The coding region runs from base 18 to 323 and encodes 101 amino acids. The transcript has 5 exons.
CAGACAAACACAACACCAUGGCGGACAAGUACAAGGCGCAGUACGAGACCUUUGAGAGCUCGACUCUGGCGGACCGCCAGACAAACCUCACCAACCACGACGCGGCGACCGCGCUCUCGUACUUGGCAGCCAAGGAAUACGAAGAGUACACGGCCGCAAACGGCAAGCACGGCAGCGUGUCCAAGCGCGACAAGAUCAUCCGGGGGAUCGUGAACCCGAUUGUUGACCGCGAGUUCACCUCCAAGCAGCUCUACUUCCUCGACAAGAAGACGGUCGUCGAGACGACGGUCAAGAACGUCGAGCUGGCCGAGAAGGUGCUGUAG